Messenger RNA from Symbiodinium sp. CCMP2592, 408 nucleotides. Lineage: Eukaryota; Dinophyceae; Suessiales; Symbiodiniaceae. The record is from the annotation of a GenBank genome assembly.
AUGGUGUUCCGAACCAUCCGGAAGGAGAGGGACAACCUGCCUUACAGGCGGCAGAGUGUCAUCUCCUUCUUUGCCAUAGUAAAAGUUGCUGGUCACGCCGUUGCUGGCGAAAUCACUUCGGAGAAGCGCGACGAUAACGACAAGAAGAUUGCAUACACGGUCAGGCUGUAUGGCAUGGAAGAUCAGCACCUCGUCAGGAAAGAAGUGACAAUUGCAGUGGCUGAUGUGAAGCACUCCUGCGGAACAGGAUUCGAGAAAGCAGUGGAGGAGCUGCGCGACAGGGCCGAGAAGCUCGAGUUGAGUUGGUCCAGAAUUGGAAGGUGGUCAAACAUGAGCGGGCCAAUGGCAAAUGCUGUAACUUUAGCGAAUAGUUCGGGUCAAUGUGGAGCCAGAGGUGCUCCUUGCUGA